GACUACGGAGGGUUGAAAAGUUUUCUUUUUGGUUUUAUUUCGUUAUAUGGACCCAACUGUGUUGUGAAAUCCGUAUUAAAUGAAGUUGCAAAAAAGUGUUCUUGUGUACACCAUUAGGUUGCAGAGGAAUUCUUGCAUGCAUGUUGGUUGGUCAGCGAUUGUCCGUAACCAGACGUCGUGAUGCAAAUCAUUCAAGAGAGGCUGGCACUGUCGUGUUUGUGCGACAAAUGUCCCGAGAUGCAUACAACGAAGAGAAAGCGGAGAAGACGUCGGACGGAAGCGGCACUUCCAACGCUUCGCCAGAGAUUUACUCGAAUCUCAAGUGCCACUUGCUGUCAUGUUCGGGGCCAGCGCUUCAAUCAACCGAGGUUCUAAAGAAAGCAGCGGCUCACGAACUCGAACCCAUCUCUUUGGGAAAAGCUUCCUACCAUUGCAAGGCAGUGAGGCUGAUCGGAGCGUGACAAACCCGAUUGAAGCAACUACACGAACGCGUUUUAAAGUAGGUCAGUGACAGCUAAACGAGGUGGAUGAGUAGAGCAGCAGGAAUAGCAGCAGCAACAACAAAAGCAGGAGGAUCCAGCCGGUAGCAGCAGUUCGGUAGUGAUUGAGAGUUGGUCAGGAUUGGCUGAAGCAUCGCAUGGCAGUGCCUUGAUCUCUAGUGGUGAUGAUGAUGAUGAUGGAUCUUUUACCUGUCUUCGAAAGCAGCGGAAGGCUUCAGUUUCUCUUCAGCUGAUAAGGUGGUGGUGUGUCUGCUCCUGCUAUGAACAUAUCCACCUUCGGAGGAAUCUUUGCUGUGGGGACUUUGAGUUCCGUUAGGCCGUCAUAGAACUUGCGAGUGUUUGCAGUGACUAUUCAGUGGACUUACAUGUUUGUGUACUGUACUGUACUCCGUUGAAUUUAAUCGUGGAUACGCUCAAGAGAGAGGACCAGACUCCAGUUUACAUGGAAAUCAACAGGACACGUUCGGUGUAGUGACAGUUACACUUUGCCAUCAUAUCACCUGAACUUACGCGCCUUUGAUCUGAAAUGACUUUGUCCUGAGCGACGAAUCAUAUCCUCUGAUGCAACUGCCACCAACUCUAUAACAGAACCACAGGAAAACGCCGUAUAUACGAUAGAUAUUUGUGCAGAAUACGGCUGAUCGCUGACAUUGCCAACAUGACUGCCAUUAUACAUAGAAGUAAUGUUCUCCAACAUCAAAUUAUGGUUGCCGAGACAGUGAAGUAUCCGGUGAAUUACCCGGCUCUCAUUCCUCUUUCCCCGACAGUAACGGGACUAGGCGGAGGAUACUCGUGCUCAUCUUCUAUGCUCCACGCCAAUUUUUCGCCAGCACACAUCAUGGAUCAGAAACCAUCUCAGCAGCAACAGCAGCCCGCUCCACAGGGUCCACCAAUUGGUAGCCCUCCACAGAAUGGGCAGGACAACGCACUUGUGGGUCUGGGUGCCCCAGGUCUUCACCUGCCCUCUUCCUUAGACCUAGCAUCACACAUGCGCAAGAAGGACAUUUUCACCCAAAGGAAACAACGCGAAUUUAUUCCAGACAGCAAGAAGGACGAGUCCUACUGGGACAGAAGGCGAAGGAACAAUGAAGCUGCGAAGAGGUCCAGGGAGAAGAGGAGGUUCAACGACAUGAUUCUUGAACAGCGUGUAAUCGAACUCUCCAAAGAGAACCACAUCAUGAAGGCCCAGUUAAAUGCUAUCAAAGAAAAGUACGGAAUCCUGGGUGAGAGUCUCAUAAACAUUGAUCAGGUCAUUGCUAAUAUGCCCCAGUCUGACCAGAUUAUAGCUAUUAACAAGCGGACCAAAUUCAACUCAGCUAUCAUGGCCCUAGGAUCAAGUCCAUCAGUAACCUCUCUAUUGAGUCCAGAGAGUGGUAUGACGUCACCAACACCCACCCCAUCCUACCACAACCCCAGUGACAACCCAGAGUCCCCACAAAAUUAUUCCCACUAUGGUAAUACACACGAUGACCAUGACAGUCAUUUUGAUAAUAAUGAACAGUACCCUCCAUCCUCCUCCAGUGAUCUCUACUACAGAUCAUCAGCACUCAACCUCUCUACCCACACAUCCAACUCACAUUCACCAAUGUCGCCCACUACCUCACAAAUGGAAUAUUCUCCAGCGAGUGAUCCUGAAAUAUGCCGACGUUCCCCUGUUGGCGAAGCUGGUUCCUCACUGCCUCAUAAACUUAGACAUAAGAGCCACCUAGGUGACAAGGAUGCUGCCCAGUCUCUCCUGGCUCUGCAGGGGAUCAAGGCCGAACCCCAUGACCCUAACCACGAAGCAGCCGAAGAUUCUGUGGGAUCUUCUGAUGAGAGAGAUUCAGGCAUCAGCUACUCCUCAUCCUCCUCUUGCUCAGAUGGAUACCCAAGAUCAUCUGACACCACCUCCUCUUCACCCACAAACUGCCUGAUGGGGGACUCUACCAGUAUUAGCAGUAGCAGAAACCAACAGUCCCUUCACUUGCAGCAUUACCAGCACCAACAGGAACAACACCAAAAGCAAGACUUAGAUGAUGUUGCUGAGUAUGAGAAUACCCAGCUUAGAUCAGAGCUGGAAAGGUUAGCCUCUGAGGUUGCAACACUCAAGUACAUGCUUGUGCGAAGACCAAGAUCAGAGGGAGAUUCUGACGGAUCCCGCUGAAAAGAAUAAGAAAGAAAUCAACAAUCUCUUCUCGGUGUAGGGUUUUAAGCCUUCACCGUCUGUCCGUGUGUGCGUGCGUGUGUAAAACAUGAGCAUGGCUGUGACAAGGGCGCAGCGAAAAGUGACAAAUACGCCCAUGUGCCCCCGUGCAAGUGUUUAGGGGGGUGGUGUACAUAAGUGUGAUAUUCAUAUUUUGGUAUACGAACUAUUACCCCAGUCCUGUGCACUCUUAUUACAAUAUUUCUAUUUUAUUCUGACUAAUUUUAAUUAUUAUAUUGUACACAAUUAAGAAGAUUGUACCUAUGUAUUUUCUCUGAACAUAAGCAGACUGUACAUACUUUUGUGCCAUUAGAAAAAUAUAUGUUUUGUGAACUUAG
Messenger RNA from Macrobrachium nipponense, 3020 nucleotides. Its product is annotated as nuclear factor interleukin-3-regulated protein-like. The coding region runs from base 1159 to 2643 and encodes 494 amino acids. Gene Ontology annotation, molecular function: DNA binding; DNA-binding transcription factor activity. Gene Ontology annotation, biological process: circadian rhythm; regulation of DNA-templated transcription. The transcript has 2 exons. Lineage: Eukaryota; Metazoa; Arthropoda; Malacostraca; Decapoda; Palaemonidae. The record is from RefSeq and is a predicted model, not a curated record. Gene Ontology annotation, cellular component: nucleus.